Perca fluviatilis (European perch) is the source of this 1722-nucleotide messenger RNA. RefSeq lists its product as uncharacterized. NCBI's taxonomy places the organism in Eukaryota, Metazoa, Chordata, Actinopteri, Perciformes, Percidae. The record is from RefSeq and is a predicted model, not a curated record. Bases 130 to 1722 code for a protein of 530 amino acids. The transcript is spliced from 13 exons. Gene Ontology annotation, molecular function: ubiquitin-protein transferase activity.
UGAAGUCCAACAAAACACCGGCCUAGUUGGUGAGAGCCAUGGAGAACGCAAAACGACGUCACCUUCGAUCAUGACAAUCAGGAGGACAGGAGCGAGCGGGAGUCUUUAACAGAUUGCCGGCCGGCCACCAUGGAUCGUCAAAGUAAAGGAUCACAAAGAAACUCCAUCCAAGAGGCAGCAAGGAAUUUAAUGUCUUUGCUGGGCAGCGAGCUAGAAGUAAACAGUCAGCAGCAGACACCACCUCAACAAAAGGCCCUUCAACAGCAGACUCAACCACCACAGUCGGUUCAACAGGAAAUGGCCAGGUCAUUUCCAGGCUUCUUUAAUAGAGCCACUGCAAGGGGCAGAAAAAGAUUCCACUCACCCUGUAGGGUGGCCAGCAGUAGUGCAAAGUCUGUAACCCUGCAGUUCUUUAUGUUAAGUGAAAACACAGACAGGACACCAACAGCAACACAUGAAUUGAAACUACUCCUUGCUGGGAUGGGGAGACGCACAAUAACACUGCCCGAGUCUGCUGACCACUGUGAGAUCUCAAGACUUCUGACCAGUCAGUACCCGAAACUGGCAAAUAUAUCUGGAGGCUGGCUGUUGUAUAAAGCCCUCGGUGGUUCGGGACAACGGAAACUUUCUGCUAUCCCCCCAGAAGCAGAAGGUUACAAUGGCCAGUUUUUAAAAAGUAUGACUGGAGGAGGAAAGAACAUAAUCUACAUUAUUCCUCUCCAGGAUGCAAUAGAUACGUCCCCUCUUCCUCUAGAUGCACCUGAGUUUGAAAAGAUGCCAAAGGCGGCUUGUAGAGUGUGUAGAAAUAGCAUGCCCUUGCAAGUAUUGGCUGUGCAUGUAAAGUCCUGUAUGGACCAGCCAUCAUCAGGGGAUGACUUUGAGUCUACCCCGGAUGUGACAGUUGUUGCGGAAAAUAUUCCAGCGGAAGCUCCACCAGGGACUAGUAACUCCACAGCUGCCUGUCCAGUAUGUCAGGUUGAAUACCCUUUGGAUUAUCUCCAAAUCCAUGCCAGCUUAUGCGGAGAGAGUCUGGAGGAAACGCCUGUGUCUAAAUCAACUGAAGGUGUAGUUGAAAAUCUUGAUGAUGUUAUCCGGGCAAUUGGGGAUGCUGUAACCAUGGAUGACAAAACAUUUGACAUCAUAGUGUCACGACAAAACAUGUUGGAGAGGGGCCUUGUGCAGUGGCAGCGGCAAAAAAAAGCAUCUCCUACUAACCAGCUUCAAGUUACCUUUUUAGGAGAAGCUGGUGUUGACACUGGGGCUCUCCGUAAAGAGUUUCUGACAGGGAUGGUGGCGGGCAUUGAAGAACGGUUCUUUGAGAAGGGCACACAUGGCCGUAGACCUAAAUACUCAAUGUCUGAUUUGGACAAAGGUCAUUUCAGGUCUGUUGGAGAAAUAAUGGCUGCCAGCUUGGCCCAAGGAGGACCAGCUCCAAAUUUUAUGAUGCUCUGGUGCUACAAGUUCCUCUGCACUGGGUCCCUGGACUUGCACAAAAAUGAUGUGGGAGAUGAGGAGUAUAAGGAUCUCUUAUCAAGAGUAGAUGAGGCCACAGAGAUAACAAUUGAUGAACUCUCAGAGGAGAUCCUCAAUUGUGGGUACACAGGACUAAUCACCUUAGGGAAAAAGGACGAAAUAAUACGAUUCUUCAAAGUAGCCACUACUAAAGUAGUUCCUCGCACAGUAAACAUAUACCGAGCAAUGUCGACGUUCUCCACUCCUUGA